This is a messenger RNA of Plasmodium gonderi, 2559 nucleotides long. RefSeq names its product transporter. The coding region runs from base 1 to 2559 and encodes 852 amino acids. The record is from RefSeq and is a predicted model, not a curated record. Gene Ontology annotation, molecular function: transporter activity. Gene Ontology annotation, cellular component: membrane. The transcript has a single exon. NCBI's taxonomy places the organism in Eukaryota, Apicomplexa, Aconoidasida, Haemosporida, Plasmodiidae.
AUGGGAAAGCUAGAGACAUGCAUCAAUAAUGAUGAGAAAAAAUGGAAGAAAAAGGACACAUUAAUUUUGAAUAUUUUUCAUAAUGCAAAAAAUUUAUUUCCAAAAAAUAAUCUUCAGUACACAUAUAUAAAUACAUUUUUGUUAUGUCUGUAUUUUACAUUUUUACAUAAAUACCUGGAUCAGACCCUACCAUCCUUAUACAAGUCUAUUGAAAAUGAUUUUAACAUCAAUGUAAAAACUUUGUAUUAUAUGAACACCAUAUACAAGUUGGCAUAUUCUGGUUUCAACUUCUUUUUUGCCUUAUUUUUUGAUUAUACAUUUAAGAAAAUCAUUUUGGAAAAAUAUGAGAAAGUGGAUAAGAGAGUGAGAAGUGCAAACUGUAAUAGGGACAAUAAAAGGGAUAACAUCGAUAAUAAAAAUUGUGAUAAAAGGAACCAGAGAAACAAUCAGAAUAGAAACAGCAGUGGAAAUGACACUCAUUACAAAAUACUCUUCAAGGGGGAAUCGGAGCAUCAGGAAAAGGGAUCCAAGCAGAUGGAUCAAAAUUGUACACGAGAGAGUAUGGAAAAGUCAGAGGUGUCAAACAGCAGGACAAAUAACAGCUAUGCAAAGACAGUGGAAGAUGAAAAAACAUGGAAUAAUAAAAUAGAAGAAGAAAAUUCUACAUAUACUAAUGAUGAAGUGAUUUGGGGCGAGUACAGAUACACUUUGAAAAUAUUAGUUGUUUCAUCCAUCAUAUAUGUAGUAGUUAUAUUUGGAAUCAUGGCAUCGAAUAAUUUUAUUAAUUUUUUUUUUUUUAUGUUUAUAAUGGGAAUUAACAAUUCAUGCAUAUACAUCCUGAUACAAAAAAUAUAUACCAAUAAAGUAUUUAGUGAUAACAGAAGUACAAUUUUUGGCUUCCUACAUUUUUUCUCAUCAAUUUCGCAUAUGUUAUCUAUAUCUAUAAACACAAAUUUGAGUAAUAAAAUUUAUUUUGGGAUUAAUGGUUGGAGAAUUUGUUAUUUUGUAAUUUCUUUUUUUCCAAUUAUUGUUUCUAUAUUUUUAUUGAAAUUAAUCAAGCAUAGUAAAUUCAAAGAAAAUGGGAAUAAAAAAAGUAACCUUAGUUACUUAGUAUCUUUUGACAAUGUGACUGAAACAUCCAACGAGAGUGACAAGGAAAAUUAUUGUAAAAGAGAAAGUUAUAAAUUAACAAAAUUCAGCAUUUCAGGUAGGGGAAAAAAAAAAAAAAAAGAGGAGGAAAUUUUGUUUUUUAACUCUGAGAAUAAUAAUUAUUCUCAAAAUGAGAGUUAUAAUGAACCUAAUGAAAAGGCGGAUCAUCUACCCUUUGAAAUGAAGAAGAGUUGUGACAGAAAUAAUAUUUUAAACAGAGAACUUGGAAAUGCAUCUAAAAUGAGAGAUAAAAAUUCAUAUUUAAGUAAUACGGGUAUAUCAGGAUUAGGGAAAGAAACAAGCAUAAAUGAUGAUUUUAACAUCUCAUGUAUAAUCUCGAAUGAUGAUAGGAUAAACAGCAACCUUGUUAAGAGAUCUUUCAAGCACAGUACUUCGAAAAAGACCAAUUCUGAGCAAGGAGAAGAUGCAAAUUUAAGUACCACCAUGAGUAACAGUGAAAUGAGUAAAGAGAAUUAUGACAAUCAUGAAAAUUGUGUCAAUGGGGUUAACAAUCACAAAGACUUGUUGAAUAAUUCACUGAAUGAUAGAACGUACCAAAGCUGGGGGGAGGUAAGAAACUCCACUUCUAUUUUUUCAAAACGUAAAGAUGAAAAGGAAAAACAGGAAGAGCAGGAUGAACUGGUUAAUUUGUUGGAGGGAGAUGAAAAAGAAAAAGAAAAAAAAUUAAAAUAUGAAUUUUCAUACUUGUACGAAAUAAAAUAUGUUUUUAAAAAUUAUAGCUUUUGGUUAAUGAUAACAAUGGGCAUGUUGAAUGGGAUACCCAAACAUGUUCUGAGCUUAAUGAUAUAUUUUUUUCAGUACUGCAACAUUUCUGAUUUUAAAAGUGGCCUCAUCAUGUCAUUAAGUUGGUUAUGUGCAAGUUUGAUAUCACCCUUUAUUGGAAUUAUAAGUGAUUAUAUUUAUAAAUUAAACAAAGACAUAAAUCGCCAACUGAUAGGUAUGUGUACUCAUUGUUUAAGAAUAAUAUUAAUGUUCAUAAUGUUUUUUUUUAUACCCAAGGAAGCUGAAUCUUUUAUCUAUUUUGUAAUAAUUUCCCUAUUUAUGGGAGUAUUAAGCGGUUGGAUAAAUAUAGGUACACACAAACCAAUCAUAAUUGAUAUAGUAAAACAGAAACACACAGCUUUUGUCAUGGCUUUAAUGAGUGCAUUCGAGAACAUUGGGUCUUCAAUAAUUGGCACGUUUUUUCUUUCAUUCUUGUUAAAUCGAUAUAAUUAUAUCGAUAAAAGGAAGAUGAGUAACAUUGACCUGAAUAUUAACAAGCAUAAUGUUAAAGUUUUAUCAGACGUUUUAUUAAUCCUGACUUGUUUACCUUGGCUAAUAUCCCUAUGUCUUUUAUAUGUGCUUAAAUUUACCUAUAAAAAGGAUAAAUUAUAUAAUAAUAUGUUUUAA